AUGGGUAAGAGCGCAGGUCUGCGGUCCGGUACGCGGUACGCCUUCUCGCGGAAGUUCCGUGAGAAGGGCAUGAUCCGUCUGUCCACGUAUCUCAAGACAUACCGGGUGGGCGAUAUCGUCGACCUGAAGACCAACGGUGCCGUCCAGAAGGGCAUGCCCCACAAGGUCUACCACGGCAAGACGGGCGUCAUCUACAACGUGGCCAAGAACGCCGUCGGUGUGAUCAUCUACAAGAAGGUCAAGCACCGGUACCUUGAGAAGCGCGUCAACGUCCGCAUCGAGCACAUCUCGCCGUCCCGGUCUCGCGACGACUUUCUGCGCCGCGUCAAGGUCAACGCCGAGCUCAAGAAGCAGGCCAAGGCCACCGGCACGCCCGUCCAGCUCAAGCGGUUGCCCACCAUGCCGCGUCCCGCCCACACCCUGUCGCUCGACGGCAACGCACCCGAGACCGUCACCCCGAUCCCCUACGACACCGCCAUCUAG
Grosmannia clavigera kw1407 is the source of this 483-nucleotide messenger RNA. RefSeq names its product 60S ribosomal protein. The coding region runs from base 1 to 483 and encodes 160 amino acids. Gene Ontology annotation, biological process: translation. The record is from RefSeq and is a predicted model, not a curated record. Lineage: Eukaryota; Fungi; Ascomycota; Sordariomycetes; Ophiostomatales; Ophiostomataceae. The transcript is spliced from 2 exons. Gene Ontology annotation, cellular component: ribosome; cytosolic large ribosomal subunit. Gene Ontology annotation, molecular function: structural constituent of ribosome.